Eremothecium gossypii ATCC 10895 is the source of this 585-nucleotide messenger RNA. RefSeq names its product Cox20p (gene COX20). The coding region runs from base 1 to 585 and encodes 194 amino acids. NCBI's taxonomy places the organism in Eukaryota, Fungi, Ascomycota, Saccharomycetes, Saccharomycetales, Saccharomycetaceae. The transcript has a single exon. Gene Ontology annotation, biological process: mitochondrial respiratory chain complex IV assembly. Gene Ontology annotation, cellular component: mitochondrial inner membrane; mitochondrion. The record is from RefSeq and is marked provisional.
AUGGCGUGGUGGCCCUUUUCCAGAAACAAUAAGCCUGGGGUUCCAGAGCAGGAUCAAGUAGCCGCAGCCCCUGUGCAGCAGAGGCCUGCGGAACCACUACCUACCAAUUAUACGCCUGGACAGAGGCUGCUACUGGAAGAUACGCGGCCUCGGUUCGACACACAGUCCAGUGCCAGCCAACAAGCAGUGCAGCGGGAGCGCGCCACGUUGGCGGAUGCAUGGAAAACCGUUCGAUGGGAGGAUUUUUCUCUUGAACGCAUGGCCGGGAUACCGUGUUUCCGCGACGCAGGCAUGGCGGGCUUCUCGGCCAUGGUGGUGGCCGGCUCGGUCACCUUCUUGUUCCACAAGAACCCCGUGCGGGCGGCAAACUGGGGGGUUGGCGGCCUGUUGCUCGGCUCCAUUGUGGGGUGGGAGCAAUGCCGCAUGCAGCGUCGGCGGAGCUUCCAGGUCGCGGAGAUGGCGCGCCAGACGGUUGCUGCAAAAGAGGCGCCGAUGUUGCGGAAGCCCGACAACGCGCAGAAGGCCGGUGCCGUCAGCCAGGCGUCUGAGCUCCCUCCGAAGAAGCCGUGGUAUCGUUUCUGGUAG